UAGAAUUUAGGAAGAGAUGUGCCUCAUUCCUUUAACCAAUUGUAUCGUAGUAUUAAUAACAACAACGAAGUGAUUGCCAAAACAGAACUGAAACGCAGUAAAGGGGUCAUAUGAAAAUGACUGUUUUGCAAAAAACAUUCAACAGCCGUUUUGGUUUCUGUUAAAAAAUAUUACCUUGAAUCAUAAACGAACCGCUGUAGUCGUAGUAAUCGUAUUAGAAAUAGCAGACUGACCGACUGAUCAGCUGAUUAGUGUAUCGAUGAGCCACCGCCCCUGUUAUCACCUUUUAAUUUCGAAUGUCACAGCGUAACAACCCAGCAGAAUUCCAAGCAAGGAAUCUUGGGGACAUGUUGUUCGAAAGUUCAAAGUUACGAUGCCAAUCUUUUCCUGUGUCUGCACGAUGCACCUAACUUAGUGAUCAUCCACAGGUUAAUCAUUUUUCUGAUUCAUCGGUUGUCGCUAGCGGAAAGUUACAAUAAUAGGGCUUUUUUAUUGAGAUUAAGCGGUGGUUUACGACAGCCAAGAUGCCUGACACCGGAAACGGAGGAGUGAUAACGAUGUAUCGACACUUCGGCGUGGCCAAGCACAACUUACCGGUACCGUACAAAGGUUCAGUCGGAUGUAAAGUACAGGUGGGACGUGUCUUUGAGCUGCGCGGAAUAGUUACGGGUUCAAAAUGUUUUCACUUCAACCUUAAGCAUAAUGAGGAAACAGUAGCUCUUCAUGUUAAUCCACGCCUCGAAGACAAUCAGCUCAUACUCAAUUCGUAUGAAAAGUCCGACUGGCAGAAAGAGGUACGUGUAGACGACCUAAGCAUCGUACCAAACAAACCGUUUGUGAUUACGAUUCUUGUCGAUACCGAGGAUUAUAAGAUAGCGGUCAACGGGGAACAUCAAUACUGUUUUAAACAUCGGAUCGACUUCCAUAAAGUAAAUCGUAUUGAGGUGGCAGGAGGCAGUGGACUCAUUAUCUCGGAACUUGAAGAGCGUGACGACCCUCGGCCUUAUUUGGAGCAAGCAUCAAAGUGUCCUCUUGAUCAACGAGAUGGUGGAGACGUCGUUGACGGGGCGGUCGCCCUUGUAUCUGAAGUUCAGAAAGGCGUUGAAGUGCUUCAUAAUCCGCCGGUGCCCUUUGUGAAGGAGCUAGAGAAUCUUAAACCAGGCCUAAAAAUAAGCAUUUCUGCAAAACCUACAAGAACAGCUCAUCGUUUUCAUAUCAAUCUCUGUGACAAGGCAUGCGAUGGCAAUAUUCUAUUUCAUCUGAAUCCACGUUUCGACCAACAGUACGUGGCUUUGAAUUCAAAACAAAACGGCUCCUGGACUACUGAGGAAGGGAUCCAGGACUUUCAGUUCUCCCAGGGCGUACAUUUUGAUCUGACGAUGCUCAUCUCCGAGCAGGAAGUCACCGUAUCCUUCAAUCGCAAACACUUCACAGAUUUCAAGCAUCGCCUCAAACAUAUACAGGCUUUUAGGUUUAUUGUUAUUGAAGGCGAUGUAGUCAUCUCUUCUAUUCGCCUCCACAAGGCCUAGACCAAACUAAUCAUUCAGAAACAAGCUAAUGACAAACACUGAUAAGGAAAACGACAAGCUUACGGUCACAUAUAAUUUUACACAGUGCGUGAUAUCCUACUUUCUCUAAGAACGUGUUGUUUUAUUUAUCGCAAAUCAAGAAUCAUGCUUGCUAUAUUAAUUUACUGAUUAAUUAAUUAAUAACUAAGUUAAUGCCCCGGCACAUUUUACAAUAUAUUUAUAAUAAAGAAUAUACAAUCCAUACAGACAAAAGUUGUGCGUUACUAUGUACACUUAAUGCUUUUCGCACAUUUUUAAUUUCCGUUGCUUUGGCCGGAGCUUAUGGAUAAUAUACAGGUCGAAUUAUUGUUUUUUUUUAAUGGUAAUCAAAGCCUCCAGCGCUGAGAAUCCACCUCUACCUGAAAUACGCGCAUACAGAAGUUAACUGCUCUGAGCGUUUUGUCCCGCAUCGACCGCAAUGUCGAUGUGCUUUGAAAAAAAACUAUAUAAUUAAUGUAGCGUUUCAUAUUCGUGGAGCCGUAAUUUCCUGUGGAGGAAAGUAUUUUAUGGCAACUUGGUGCCUCUGGUUAGACUAUUUGCCCCUAUCUACCAAGUCAAAAUAACAAUUAAAGGAAAAAGCCAAUAACAACAAGAAUCACUAAACAUCAAACUGCAUAUCGAUUGGCCAUUUUGGUGUGUAUCAGAUGUUUACUGUGUGACGUCUAUCAUAUAUAUGAUCGAUAUUUUGCAGUGUCGUGGUAUUUAGCAGGUAUUGAUCGCAAAGCUAUAUGUGGGGCUAAAUGGCACUUGCACGCAUCGGCGUCUACGUGUUGGGGCUGUUGAACCUCUCUGCAGUGGGGGAGCUAUUUGUUCCUUAACGUGACAGCGGUAGAAGCAAUGUACAUUUUGUAUUCAUAUUCUAUAUUCAUUCACACUGUCCCUCUUAUAUAGAGUACAUAAAUGUGGCGUACUUAUGCAAGAAAAAUAUAUGGCUGUAUGCGUAUAUAAACAUAUAGACAUGCAUAUUACUCUAUAGACAUACUAUACGUGUAUGGUAAUAUAUUUUUAUUCGAUGUUUUCUUGCUUGCAACAACUAGAACCUACCUAGAAACAAGCUGGAACUUAACAGGUGGCAAUCUUACUGUAAACAUUUACCAAUUAUUCGCUAAACAUAUGCGCUUUACAACGGCGGCCCUUUGCCUGGAAGAUCGCAGUUGGUAAUUUAUUUUUAGAUUAAAAUAAAAUUGCGGCUUGUCAUGUUAAGCAAAAGAAUACUAUUGAUUGCGCUAAUAUUCGUAUAUUUUCCUCAUUGGCGGCCAUGCUCAAAAUCGACCGACCUCCACAUAUAUACACUCAUCUGUUUGAAAUUGACCUAAAGUCUCGUAAUCUGAAAUCAUCUAACAUCACGCGUUAGUAGGACAAAUGUGUACCUGGUAAUGGCUUUCGAAUGCCUCUGAAACAUUACUUACACAGUCUCAAAAACUUCAAGGACUUACACAGUCCCGAAAAAACGUUUCGAAGAAGCGUAAAUAGGCGCAUAAUAUGAACGCCUGUGUUGAGUAAAUAGGAUUAGAAGUUAGGUGUCGAUUAAAAAGAUGUGUAGUACUUGUGUCGCGCCGAGUUUCUUCGCGACAUCCAGUCUUUCAACUGAGUAAUUGUUCUUAACACUAACCAAUGCAGUCCUUUUGAAAUAUUUUAAAGUAAACCCUGUUGCAAUAAAAUUCAAUGACGCAGGAAAAACUAUCACGUAAUACAACUAGUCCGCCAAUAUAUAACCAACUACGCUAAUAUGAGUUCCUAUGUCUAUAAGUAGGCAGUGUUUAGGCUAAGGUUAAUUCAAACUUAGGGUCGAAAAUAAAUUGAUACUUUAAAUGUACAAACUGUACGAGGUUAUGUAGCCCUACUGGAUUAGCGUAUAUCUAAAUACUAACAAAGUUCAAAAUCCUUAUUCUUGACUGGUCAAAGAUGUACGUAAAAUUAGUAGCAACUGUUUCACUUGGGUAGAGUGCUCACAUGAAGUAUCUGGGAUGGUUUAUAUUUCAGUGAAGAACUUUGCUAACUAGUAAGAUCGUGAUUGCACGUCGUCUUUGUCUGCGUUAUAACGUUUUGUUGCGAGGAACAAAUUAUUUGUUCCCGAUAUAAUUGAUUUCAACAUUUUAUUGACAGCUCAUAAAACUGUUCAUUUUACAUA
Molecule: messenger RNA, 3699 nt
Organism: Varroa destructor (honeybee mite)
Lineage: Eukaryota; Metazoa; Arthropoda; Arachnida; Mesostigmata; Varroidae
Product: galectin-9B-like
Molecular function (GO): carbohydrate binding
Source: RefSeq, a predicted model, not a curated record